AUGCCAUCCCUUUCUUCAUCGCCCGGGCCCGCGAGGCGGCGUACCGUCGCCAUCGCCCUCGCCGCCUUCACCUUCCGUUCACCAGCGCUCAUCCGCGUACGCCGCUGCACCCACCUGUGGCUGUUGCUGCGGCGGCCCGCCCUCCGCGCCCGUGGGGUCUCACCAUUGGCCUCCCCAUCUUCGCACCCGCAGGCCGUGCCUCCUCUCUCCACCAGUAACGCCCUCCUCCUCCUCCUCCCUCCUCCUCCUCGUCCUCCCUCCCCCAUCGUCCCCCCCAUUUUCGUCAUCCCACCGCCCAUUCGCCACACCCUGCCAGGCAAGCCAAAGAAGAAGGGCAUCUCAAAGAACCGCACUACCUCGCUUGAUCCGUACGGCCCUUCGUCUAGCAGGGCAGUCGCCAGUUGA
Sparassis crispa is the source of this 405-nucleotide messenger RNA. RefSeq lists its product as hypothetical. Bases 1 to 405 code for a protein of 134 amino acids. The transcript has a single exon. The record is from RefSeq and is a predicted model, not a curated record. NCBI's taxonomy places the organism in Eukaryota, Fungi, Basidiomycota, Agaricomycetes, Polyporales, Sparassidaceae.